This is a messenger RNA of Sapajus apella (tufted capuchin), 1915 nucleotides long. RefSeq names its product ADP-ribosyltransferase 4 (Dombrock blood group) (gene ART4). NCBI's taxonomy places the organism in Eukaryota, Metazoa, Chordata, Mammalia, Primates, Cebidae. The record is from RefSeq and is a predicted model, not a curated record. Bases 857 to 1846 code for a protein of 329 amino acids. The transcript is spliced from 3 exons. Gene Ontology annotation, molecular function: NAD+ poly-ADP-ribosyltransferase activity; NAD+-protein-arginine ADP-ribosyltransferase activity.
AAGAAAAUAUAACUAUAUGAAGAGUUGGGAAGACAGGAAGAAUGUUCAGACUAGAAAGGGUAGUACCUAAAAGAACUUAAUAGAACUCCUGUGCUGGAUUAAGUUUGCACACUGGACCCUAUUUUGACUUAUGUCAGCUCUGCAUAGGCAGUCUCCUGCAGUCAUCAGGAUUCACUGGAGACUGGAAUCAUGUGGACAGAGGACCUGAUAUCCUCAGAAAUGAAAAUAGGGGAAGAGCUUUGAACCCAGAGGUACAAUCUCUGGAUUGGGGAGUUUCAAAGGUGCCAGGGAAAAGUAGUAAAAAGAGCCUUCUUUUUUACAAUAACCCCAAAAGACACUUUGCUCUGUGACAGUCCGUCCUGGGAAGGGCCUAUCGGCAGCACCAGAUGAGCCUGUAGACACCCACCUUGAGAUGGCACAUUCCCAGCUGCCCUGUGCAUGCCAGUCUUAUCAGUUUCAAUGGAAGCCUGGAGCUCCAGAUAAUGCUGCUUGGCCCCAAACGCUGGACAGAGCAUGCUUUUUCCUGUUUGGCUGGGAAAUUUAAGGCUGAACUGCUGAAUCUGACACUUAACAGGAGUUUGGCAUUCUGCUAAAUACAGACUAGAUCAGAGACUUUUUUUUUUUUUUCAUUGAAAAGUAACUUGGGUUCACUUUAGAAAUCCUUAUUUGGUGUGCACAUCUAGCUAUUUCACAGAGAUUUCCGUUUUACAAAGAAGUUGGAGUGGAUUUCUUCCCUCAGAUAAGCUAUUGGUUGUUGGUGGCCAAUCGAAGUUGCUCAACAUAGACAGGAGCAAAAAAGGUUCCUGCUGAGAUUGAAAGAAAACCUCAGAGGAGAACUCUGAGAAUUCGUCUCAGGAUGAAGCUGCAAAAGCAAAGGAGAAGUACUUGUGAUACAAGCAAAUGUGGUCCAUCGAUCAACAGAUGCAAGAUUCUUCUCCCAACUACUGCAGCUCCUGCGGUGAUGAGAAUCUGGCUCCUUAGAGGCCUGCUGCCAUUCCUGCUGCUCCUCUCUGGCCUGCAGAGACCCACGGAGAGUUCUGAGGUUGCAAUUAAAGUUGACUUUGACUUCGCACCAGGUUCCUUUGAUGAUCAGUACCAAGGCUGUAGCAAACAGGUUAUGGAGAAACUAAUUCAAGGGGAUUAUUUCACAAAAGACAUAGAAUCCCAGAAGAAUUACUUUGGGAUGUGGCAAAAAGCCCACUUAACCUGGCUUAACCUGGGAGGAAAAGUUCUCCCCCAGAACAUGACAACCACACAUGCUGUGGCUAUUUUGUUUUAUACAUUGAACAGCAAUGUUCAUUCUAACCUCACUAGAGCCAUGGCCUAUGCUGCCAGGACUCCACAGCAAUACGAACAUUCAUUCCACUUCAAAUAUUUACACUACUACCUGACCACAGCAAUCCAGCUGCUGAGGACAGACAGCAUCAUGAAGAAUGGCACUCUGUGCUAUGAGGUAUAUUAUACGAUGAAGGAUGUCCACUUCAAUGCCUACACAGGGGCCACCAUUCGAUUUGGCCAAUUCCUCUCCACAUCCCUCCUAAAAGAAGAAGCACAGGAGUUUGGGAACCAGACACUAUUUACUAUAUUCACCUGCCAGGGCGCACCUGUAGAAUACUUCUCCCUCAAGAAGAAAGUCUUGAUCCCUCCCUAUGAGCUGUUUAAAGUUAUAAGUAUGAGUUACCACCCAAGAGGAAACUGGAUGCAGUUGAGUUCAACUGGGAACCUGAGCACGUAUAACUGUCAGCUGCUAAAAGCUUCCAGCAAGAAAUGCAUCCCUGAUCCUAUAGCUAUUUUGUCUCUCUCCUUUUUGACCACUGCCAUCAUCUCUUCCAAAAGCAGAGUAUAAAGGAAUCUUGUGGCUCCCUUUAUUUAAAAAUAUAUAUAUUUAAAUAAAAACUUUUUAUUGGUCUUUUGG